Messenger RNA from Coffea eugenioides, 1563 nucleotides. RefSeq lists its product as uncharacterized. Bases 100 to 1239 code for a protein of 379 amino acids. Gene Ontology annotation, molecular function: phosphatidic acid binding. The record is from RefSeq and is a predicted model, not a curated record. NCBI's taxonomy places the organism in Eukaryota, Viridiplantae, Streptophyta, Magnoliopsida, Gentianales, Rubiaceae. The transcript has 2 exons.
GAAGGGAAGAGAGGAAGGUUGAUCACCGGAUGAUCAAGAUCAAAAUCACCAGUUUGCAUUCUUCUUCAGCAAAAGAGCAGCAGGACCAAUCAACAAACCAUGUCUUACUUCCGAAAAGAUCACAGCGAUGACGUCGAGGACUUUGAUGAGUACGAUCCCACCCCAUACAGUGGUGGAUACGACAUUUCUCUGACUUACGGCCGCCCACUUCCUCCCUCCGAGGAAACCUGCUACCGCAGCUCCUCAUCAACCUCCGAGUCCUUCGAUUACGACCGCCCCCAGUACUCCUCCUAUGCUGAGCCCUCCGCCUACGGUGACCAGGCCCUCGAAAAUGAGUACAAAAGUUAUGUUCGCCCCAAGCCCCGCCCCGGCCGCCCUGGUCCCCCUCCACCUUCCUACGGGGCCCCAUCUGGGGAUGUUGGGGGCUAUGGGCAUGACAACCCUCAGCCCAACUACGCCUUCCAGCCUGGCGUGAACCGUCCCGGAGCCGGUGGCUAUGGUGGAGAGAGCGAGUACGGAGGCGGCGGUUUCGGAUCCGAGGGAUACGGUCGCACGAAGCCACCUAGUUCUGAAUAUGGAUCUGGGUACCAGAGGCCCGGCUCCGAAUACGAGAGGCCUACCUCGGAGUACGGAUCCGGGUACGGCCGGAAACCGGAGUAUGAGAGGCCUAGCUCGGAAUAUGGAUCUGGUGGAUACCAGAGACCAAGUUCCGAAUAUGGAUCCGGUGGAUACCAGAGGCCAACUUCCGAAUAUGGAUCCGGUGGUUACGAGAGGCCAACUUCCGGAUUAGGAUCCGGUGGUUAUGAGAAGCCAACUUCCGAAUACGGAUCCGGAUACGGCCGGAAGAGCGGGUAUGAGGAGCCCACAUCGGAGUAUGGAUCCGGGAAUGCCAGGAAGACGAGCUAUGGCGAGGAGGAGAGUGGUGGGUAUGGAGGAUAUGGAAGGAAACCUGAGAGGCCGAGUUACGAGAGUCAGGAGAGUGAGGGUAGGUAUGGAGGAUCAAGCUAUGAGAGGCCCAGCUAUGGAAGGUCUGAGGAAGAGGAAUACAGGAAGCCCAGCUAUGGAAGGUCUGAGGAAGAGGAGUACAGGAAGCCCAGCUAUGGGAGCCGUGAUGAUGACGACGAAGGCUAUGGCCGCAAGAAAUAUGGCGGCGAGGGCUCUGAUGAUGAUGAGGAAAAGAAACAUCGCUACAAGCAUCACCACCAGCACCACCACCGCAAAGACUAUGACGAUGAGUGAGCAAACUGGCAAGUGGUGGUCUGCUAGGGGUUCAUGUUAUUUCAAUCCACUACUAUUACUGAAUAAGGGGUUGGCAUGCUUCCCUUCAGUGUUCGCGUGUUUUAAGCAUAUAUUGUUGCAGUAUCUUUGAGAAGAAAUAAAUAGACUAGAGCUAUGCAGACUCAAGUUAAUUGUGUGAGAUCGUCAGCCUUUUGCUUUUGAUUGUAAGCCGAUAAGUGAAAUCCCAAGUACCUGGGAAGGUGUUGUGGAUAUUCCCCUUGUCUGAUUAAGUGCAGCUAAGUUGCUUUUCAUGUCAAAUUUGAAAAUUAUUGGCUUUGGUCUCCA